Bombina bombina (fire-bellied toad) is the source of this 1768-nucleotide messenger RNA. RefSeq names its product ADP ribosylation factor like GTPase 13A (gene ARL13A). Gene Ontology annotation, cellular component: non-motile cilium; ciliary membrane. Gene Ontology annotation, biological process: receptor localization to non-motile cilium; non-motile cilium assembly. Gene Ontology annotation, molecular function: GTP binding; GTPase activity. The transcript has 10 exons. The record is from RefSeq and is a predicted model, not a curated record. The coding region runs from base 73 to 1263 and encodes 396 amino acids. NCBI's taxonomy places the organism in Eukaryota, Metazoa, Chordata, Amphibia, Anura, Bombinatoridae.
GCUGUAUGGACGACGGAAUCCCACCCAUUAAACACAGACAGAACUGGUUAUACACUCCCAAGAUAUUGGACCAUGUUUCAUUUCCUAUCUCACUGCUGGCGCUGGGUUCAAAUAAAGCAGGAGCCAAUAAGACGAGUGACAAUUCUGGUUCUUGGUCUGGAAAAUUCAGGGAAAAGUUCAAUUAUUAGAGUAAUUCGAAGAGUCCCUCCCUGUCAUGUCUCAUCUUCCCCCACUGAUCCUCAUAGGACAGAUCUUCGAUUGGACCACUUUGAUCUGACUUUGCUGGAGCUGCCAGGAGGGCUCAAGGGACGCACCAGUUGGAGGUUUCAUUACCCAUAUGCACAUGCUUUGAUGUUUGUUGUGGAUGCCAGUGAUCCAGGUCGUAUGCAAGAGGUGGCCUGUGUCCUGGCCAGUGUCCUGAGGCACCCCAGAGUGUCCGGAAAACCACUGCUAAUAUUGGCAAAUAAGCAGGACAAGUCAUGCGCUAUUCUUCCCAGUGAAGUCAUCGAGUUGCUGUCACUAGAGACACUGGUGAAUGAGAGCCAGACACACUGCAGAAUUGAACCGUGUUCUGCUGGCACCAACUUUCAUUCACACCAUGACUGGGCCAUCCUGAAGGGGCUACGCUGGAUCCUAAAAUCUGUGUCCCUCAGUUACCCCAUACUGAGCGCACGAGUGCUGCAGGAGAGUGCAGAGCUGAAAGACAGUCUAAAAGCAUCAAGGAGGACACAAGUUGAUAGGGCCCUGCCUGGCUGGGAAGUUCCUCGUGACAACAUCACAGACCUGGUGCAAUUUAAAUCAUUCCCAGGGGAGAAAAAGAGACCUCUGAAACCGAUCCAGAAUAUCUUGUCACAGACUGGUCACAGUAUGAACAAUGUAAAGAAGAGGAGAAGGAAGGUCAGAGUGAAGGAGACUGGACAACUCCAGGAACUGAAAGAGGGAGAGGAUAACAAGAAAUGGAAAUCUGAGCCGAAGGGGUCUCCCUCCAGCAAAGCUCAGCAAACACAUGUAAUAGGACACAGGGCAUUAAUCCAGCCUGAAGAACAGCCCAGUGACCAGACUGCUGGUUUAAAAAAGAAAAAGAAGAAAAGAAAACUGAUUCAGAAGAAUCAAAUCAAAUCACAAGAGAUUGAAGCCAAUACUAGAGACACAGGCAACACUUUUGAUCUUUACCGCAAAGCAAUGCAGGCGCUAAAACUGAAACAAGAGCAGCAGAGAGCGAGAUCAGAACAUGGAACCCAAGAGAAUAAUCCACAUCGCUGAGCAUCAGCCCAUUCACGUUAUGGGCUUCCGCCCUCAGACCUUUAAGCAUCACAUGGUCAUUAGUUCACUCUGCCCUUAAGUGGGACUUAACAUUUACACCUUAACCUUAUCAUUGUCAUUAGAUUAUUGUACUUCCCAGAGUGACAAGCCCUUUCAUUCGCUAACUUUUCAUUGUUAUUGGAGGCUGUAAGUAAUUCUAACUCUAAAUGGGUCAGAUAUAUUUCUGUUAUUAGGUUUGAAUCUCAGCAAAAAGGAUUAGCUAUCACUCAAUUGUUGGGUAAAAUGCAGCAAAUGUUAAAAACAUAUAAUGAUGGAUUUUGUAUGGCCAAAUGCCUUACUACCUUCAGUUUUUAAGUCUUAACCCUAGCAUUCCUCACUCUAUGUUCUGCUUAUACUAAUUCAACUUUGCUGUAAUUAGAUUAAUUUGCUUGUUCUUUAAACUGUUACACUGUCAUUAUCAUGUUGUGUGCUUGUAUUGUAAGUGAUUAAAAAUGAAGAAAAAAAA